UAAAUUUUAACAUUGUUUAGUUGCGAUUAAAAGAUUACAACAAUAAAUUUGUUUUUAAUUUGUGUUGCUGUAUAAUUAAAUAUUUCAAAUGUAGAAACUUUAUUUGAAACAUUGUGCGUUAUUAUUGUGAUUAUUGAAAAAUGCGGUGUUAUUAUUGAUAAAGAAAAAUCAAUUACAAACAAAUUUUACUAUGUAACAAAACUUUGGGAUGUAAAAAAGCUUGUUUCUAAAAAUCAUGAAGAGUUAUUAUUAUUUUCUAAUAAGAUACAUCCAUAGUUGAUAUUUUAAAUAUGAAGAAAGUGUUUUUAUUAAAUUAAUACAAUAGUGUGCUAUAAGCCUAGAAAAUGUUGAGAUUUUUAUCAAGACGUAGAGGUCGAGGCGUCGGUGGACAAAAUACAUCUUCCCAGAUUAAAAAUCAACGAUUGUUAAGCAAUAAGAAUAUAGUACAAUGUAGAGUUGUACUGUUAGAUGGAACUGAUUUACCUAUUGAGUUGUCGAAAAAAGCAUUGGCCAGUGAUUUAUACGAGCAAGUUUUUUAUAGUUUAGAUUUAAUAGAAAAAGAUUAUUUUGGUCUACAAUAUACUGACAGCAAUAAUAUACAACAUUGGUUGGAUCCAACUAAACCAAUUAAAAAACAAGUUAAAAUUGGCCCACCAUACACUUUACGAUUAAAAGUUAAAUUCUACUCAUCGGAGCCUAAUACACUUAGAGAGGAAUUAACUCGUUAUCAAUUUUUUCUUCAAUUAAAACACGAUGUUUUGGAUGGUAAACUUCAUUGCCCUCAUCAAAUUGCUGUACAAUUGGCAGCUUUAUCUCUUCAAUCCGAAUUAGGUGAUUACGAUCCUACAAUGCAUAGUGCAGUGACUGUUUCUGAAUUUCGUUUUGUCCCCGGUCAAACGGAACAAAUGGAAUUAGAAAUUUUAGAAGAAUAUGGAAAAUAUAAGGGUCUAAGUCCAGCUCAAGCUGAAUCAACUUAUUUGAGUAAAGCAAAAUGGUUAGAUAUGUAUGGAGUGGAUAUGCAUAUAGUAUUAGGGAAGGACGCUUGUGAAUAUUCACUUGGUUUAACGCCAACUGGUAUUUUGGUAUUUGAGGGAAAUCAAAAAAUUGGAUUAUUCUUUUGGCCAAAAAUUGGACGAUUAGAUUUUAAAAAGAAAAAACUUACACUCGUUGUUGUUGAAGAAGAUGAUGAGGGUCGCGGUGAACAGGAACAUACAUUUGUCUUUCGUUUAGCAAAUGAAAAAUCAUGUAAACAUUUGUGGAAAUGUGCCGUUGAACAUCAUGCAUUCUUUAGACUUCGUGCACCCGUUAAAGGGGCAAAUGGCCGACAAAAUUUCUUUCGUAUGGGUUCACGUUUUCGUUAUAGUGGAAAAACGGAAUUUCAAACAACACAAUUGAAUCGUGCACGUCGUACAGUGCAAUUUGAACGUCGACCAAGUCAACGUUACGCAAGAAGACAGAGUCAUGUUUUACGUGAGCGUCAAAGACAGCAGGGUGAUUCAAUUCAAUCAUCACAACAGCAACAACAACAAACACCUCCACAACAGCAGCAGCAACAACAACAACAACAACAACCGAUAUCCACAGGUGGAUCAGAAGAGGAAAGUAUUCAACGUCAAUCGAGUAGAAGUAGUACAAAAUCAUCGAAUUCAAGUAUUCAAGGAACAUCAUCGCCUUUAGUGGAUUCACUAUUAAAAUCAUUGGCAAAGGAACAACAACCAUUAGAGGCAAGAAAUCAAUCAACAAUUGCAACAACACAGAAAGAGACUGAAUCAAUGAAAACAAAUUUAACUAUUGAAAAUAUAAAUAAUCAACAAACAUCAAUUGUGCCAAACAAUCAAGUGUGUGGUGCUUCCGCAUUACCGCCUCGUACACCAAUUCCACUCGAGUCACUCAAGUGCAAUAUACUUAAGGCAAAAUCAUUAGAAUUGGGGAAAAAUUCAAAUUUAGUUUCAAUAUCGGCCGCUGAAACAUUAGCAACGCCUGAGAAAAUUCAACCCACUGAUGCUGCUACUAUCGUUGCUGUGGGUGGUGACAAAUUGACAUUAUCAGUGAGUGGAACAACACCAACUCCAUCAAUUGAUGAUACCGUAACGGUAACACAUUUUUCCCUCGAUAGUUGGGGUAAAAUAGAACAAAAAACAACGCCCUAUAGUCCAAAAGUGGUGAAUCAUGCCCAAAAUCCAUUUACAAAUCCAUUUAUUAAUAAUACAAAUAUUGAAGUACCCGAUGGUGUUGAAGAAUUAAAUAAUCAUGAGCAAAAUAAAGAAAAACAAAUCGAUGAAGUGAAAACAAAUACAAAUCCAUUUAUUGAUUCAAAUCCAUUUUUGGGACUACUCAAUCCAUUUAAUGAUGUUGUUGGUUUUACACAAACGCAAAAAGAAUCGAACAACACUGGCAGCAGUCCCGUUGAACAAACGGCUGAUAUUGAAAAUAAUGACGCUGAAUUAGGUAAUGCAAGAGUUGUUAAAACAGAAGAAAUUCAAACAACAACAACUACACUUACGCAUAAGGAUGAAAAUUCAGCACAGGACAUUAGUCCCUGGUUAGUUGCGGAUCCAUCGCAAUCGCCAACUUCCCAAAGUCCAACAAAGCACACUGUAAUCACAAGGAAAACAGUAAUUACAACACAAUUGUAAUUAGAUUACAAUUAUUAUUAUUAUUAUUAUACUUUAUAGAGAAUAUUUGUGAGUUAUUUCGUCAUGCGCUUUUUUGCAUUUAAAAAGAAAAAAAUGGUACUUAAACGUAUUUGCAUUUAAUAAUACUUCAAUUAGAUAUUGAAGUAUAAGGAUAAUAGGAACAAAAGAAAAAAAAACACACUGUGUUUUUUAAUUUAUCAAACUUAUGAGAGAAUUUUUUUUUUUUUUUAAGAUAAUUGAUAAUUUUCGUAGAAGCUCCUUUUUGAUACAAAAACUAUUUACAAUUUAAAUACAUUUAUAAUUAAAAAGAAAAGAAUUAAAGACAAAAAGUGUGUAAAUCUGUGAUCAUGAGAUUAUAAUGGUGGAUACUUUACGAGGCAAUAUAAUAUAUAUGCUCACUUUGAAUCUUUUUCAACUGCUUCAAGACUAUCGUACUGUCCACUUAUAAGACUUUAAUGCGUGUGCCUUAGGAAACAUCGACUUAUUUUUAAAACACGAUUCUACAGACUGUUUAAGUCAUUCCAAAAAAAAAAAAAAAAAAAUUAGAAUUUUAACUGUCCAUAAUAAUGAAUGUCUCUGCAUUUUUUUUUUUUAUAUAGAAGGAAAGGACUUUUUAUUUCGUAUAACAAAGAGCAAUAUUAAAAAAAUAAAUUAUUAUUUUCUAUUUUUUAUUUCUAUUUCAAUUGAUAAUUAGAUUUUGCAUAUUGUAGAUCUUUUUUUAAUUUAAAUAAUACGUUUCGAAGAUGGCUUUUGAUCUUUAUGAAAUUGAAAACAAUUUUUAAAAUUCGCUUUUCUUUAAUGACAGAAGUAUUUUGUCGAAUAAUAAUUGCCAUGUGUUAGGAAUUAGGCAGAAAUUUUCAUAAAAAGUAGAUUUUAAAUUAUUUUUUUUUUUUCAAAGUAUUCAUUAUUUUCCAUUGUCAAAAAAUUGUAAUUUUUAUUAAAAAUGAAAUGAUUUUAAAAAUUAAUGAUUAAAAAUUGUUUACAUUUUUUCUGAAAUGAU
Messenger RNA from Leptopilina boulardi, 3636 nucleotides. It is a transcript of the gene yrt, whose product is annotated as band 4.1-like protein 5. Gene Ontology annotation, cellular component: cytoskeleton. The record is from RefSeq and is a predicted model, not a curated record. NCBI's taxonomy places the organism in Eukaryota, Metazoa, Arthropoda, Insecta, Hymenoptera, Figitidae. Bases 345 to 2636 code for a protein of 763 amino acids. The transcript has 7 exons. Gene Ontology annotation, molecular function: cytoskeletal protein binding.